Psammomys obesus (fat sand rat) is the source of this 1001-nucleotide messenger RNA. It is a transcript of the gene Thyn1, whose product is annotated as thymocyte nuclear protein 1. The record is from RefSeq and is a predicted model, not a curated record. Lineage: Eukaryota; Metazoa; Chordata; Mammalia; Rodentia; Muridae. Bases 181 to 861 code for a protein of 226 amino acids. The transcript has 8 exons. Gene Ontology annotation, cellular component: nucleus.
CGCCUCUGAGCUGCGUCCUCCACAAAGCCCGCUGGGGCGCGCUAGUCUCCUCCAGGCUCCUUGUAGAGCUGCCUGGCAGCCCUUUAGGCUUCCUUGCCUCCAUCUUGCACCGUGCAGGUUUUGGAAGACAAGAGUUACUUCUUGCGUGUCCGGUUAUCUUCAGCCUCCUACAGAAAGACUAUGCCAAGACCCCGGAAGAGGCUGACUGCGGCUGCCGGCCCAGAUAAGAAGGAGCUAUCAGAAAAACGUACUAAAACUGAAAACUCAGAAAAUACAUCAGUUAACCUAGAAAACUCCAGCCCUCCGAAGACUUCAGCCUCUAAAAACUGUGGCAAGAAUUUAAACAACUACUGGCUGAUGAAGUCAGAGCCAGAAAGCCGGCUAGAGAAAGGUGUAGACAUGAAGUUCAGCAUCGAGGAUCUCAAAGCACAGCCCAAGCAGACAGCAUGCUGGGAUGGUGUUCGCAACUAUCAGGCUCGGAACUUCCUCAGGGCCAUGAAGUUGGAGGAAGAAGCCUUCUUCUACCACAGCAACUGCAAACAGCCAGGCAUCGUGGGACUUAUGAAGAUUGUAAAGGAGGCUUAUCCAGACCACACACAAUUUGAGAAAAAUAGUCCCCAUUAUGACCCAUCCAGCAAAGAGGACAAUCCUAAAUGGUCGAUGGUGGAUGUUCAGUUUGUUCGAAUGAUGAAGCGUUUCAUCUCCCUGGAUGAACUUAAAGCCUAUCACCAAACCCACAAGGCUACUGGUGGCCCCUUAAAAAGCAUGACUCUGUUCACUCGCCAGAGACUUUCAGUUCAGUCUUUGACUCAAGAAGAGUUUGACUUUAUUUUGAGCCUGGAAGGAACAGAACCAAGUUAAUGAAGGGUCUAUUGAUGGAGUGAACAAGCCAUCGAUCUACAAAGUCAAGAUUUUAUAAGACAGAAAGUUUGCUGUUUCUACCUGGGAUCAAGUACAUGGGUGGUUUGUUAAUUUCCCCAAUAAAAGAUUUAAUGACAAGG